This is a messenger RNA of Lentinula edodes (shiitake mushroom), 492 nucleotides long. Its product is annotated as thioredoxin-like protein. The transcript has 4 exons. Bases 1 to 492 code for a protein of 163 amino acids. Gene Ontology annotation, biological process: cellular response to oxidative stress. Gene Ontology annotation, cellular component: cis-Golgi network; fungal-type vacuole; cytoplasm. NCBI's taxonomy places the organism in Eukaryota, Fungi, Basidiomycota, Agaricomycetes, Agaricales, Omphalotaceae. The record is from RefSeq and is a predicted model, not a curated record. Gene Ontology annotation, molecular function: glutathione disulfide oxidoreductase activity.
AUGUCCUCCAAGAACCCAACGCCAUCCGUGGACGAGAUCUACGGCCUGAUAUCCCUGGUCACGCGUGAAAGUGAAAAUAGUCAGCGUGUUCUGACUGCGAAGAGCGUGGAUAUAACCAAUCCGGUGGAUAUCAACGUAUAUGCGGCGAAGAGAGGGAUGAAUUGGAAAAAGGAAUUGCAGAGGUUGAAUGAGGACUUCCCAGUUGUGGUUUUUAGUAAGACUUACUGCCCGUACUCCCGGAAAGCUAAACAGCUUCUGCAGGCAUAUGAACUUUCUCCGCCGCCCAAAAUCAUUGAGGUCGAUUUACGAGAAGACGCUGCCCAACUCAAGACGGUGUUGACAAGACUUACUCGCCGGUCUACUUUCCCGAACAUACUUCUGCGAGGCAAAUCAAUCGGCGGUUCGGACGAUCUACACGCUUUGCACAACGCAAAUGCAUUGAGGGACAUGUUCCAAGAAGCUGGGGUGGACGUAAACGGAGAUUUCAUGUAG